AUGUCGACAAAGUACGCGCUCUUGUCGCUUCCUCUCGGCGUCUUCGACUCCAGCGAUAGAGAGGAAGCCAUUUCGUCCCUGCGCGGCACCAUCUCCUCCGACAAUGGCUCCGUUCUGCCGUUCAGCAUCCCCGACUUCAAGAUCGGUACCCUCGACGCUCUCGUCCAGCAGGCGGAUGACUUGGCCAAGCUCGAGGCUUCGUGCCAAGCUGUCGUGGCCAAGGUUGGCGACUCACUAAAGAACGUCCUCGAGGGUGACGAAGACCGCAUCGCCCAGUACAAGAUGGUCAACGAUAAGCCCACCGAUCAGUAUCUCAGCACUUUUAGUUGGAAUAGGAUCCGAUACCGAGCUGACAAGUCCCUGGGCGAGCUCAUCAGCACCCUCCAGAAGGAGCUUGCGACCGUUGACAACGACGUGAAAACAAAGUUCAAUCAGUACAACUCUGUCAAGACAAAUCUCGCGACCCUGCAGCGCCGCCAGACUGGUAACCUGUCUACCAAGUCCUUGACCCCCAUCGUCGACCCGUCUCUCCUCAUUCAGGAUUCCGAGUACAUCGAGACGCACCUCAUCGUCGUGCCGGCCAACUCGAAGAAGGAUUUCAUCAAGAGUUACGAAACACUAGCCCCCAUGGUGGUCCCUCGAUCGUCGGUUCAAGUCGCCCAGGACGAGGAAUUCGUCCUGUUUGCCGUCGCAACUUUCAAGAAGCACAGCGCCGAGUUCCUGGCAAAGUGUCGAGAGCAGAAGUGGACGCCACGCCAGUACAAGCACGUUCAGGGCGGCCGAGAAGAGGAGCAGCGAGAGCUCGACCGAGUCACCAACGAGGAGCGCAAGGUGUGCGGAGAGGCUUUGCGCAUGGGACGCACAGGAUGGAGCGAGAGCGUCAUGAUCUGGGUUCACGUCCUGACAUUGCGCGUCUUUGUCGAGGCUGUUCUCCGCUAUGGACUUCCCCUGGAUUACGUGACCGCCCUGGUCAAGACGACAACCAAGCUUGCGCCCAAGGUCAAGACGGCUCUGGACUCCAACUACUCAUACCUUGGAGGUAACGCAUUCGGCAGGGACAAGCGUGGUAAGAUCACCAAGGACGACGCUGCGUUGAGCUCGGAGAUGGCAGCGGCGGGAUUCCAGACCGGAGAGGGCCACGAGUACACGGCGUACGUCUACUACGAAGUCGAGUUUCCUUGA
Molecule: messenger RNA, 1182 nt
Organism: Fusarium keratoplasticum
Lineage: Eukaryota; Fungi; Ascomycota; Sordariomycetes; Hypocreales; Nectriaceae
Product: V-type proton ATPase subunit C
Exons: 5
Coding region: 1-1182 (393 amino acids)
Biological process (GO): proton transmembrane transport
Cellular component (GO): vacuolar proton-transporting V-type ATPase, V1 domain
Molecular function (GO): proton-transporting ATPase activity, rotational mechanism
Source: RefSeq, a predicted model, not a curated record